Molecule: messenger RNA, 3428 nt
Organism: Tuber aestivum (summer truffle)
Lineage: Eukaryota; Fungi; Ascomycota; Pezizomycetes; Pezizales; Tuberaceae
Source: the annotation of a GenBank genome assembly
ACCACUGACUGACCAAUCAACACAACAAAUAAAUCCAGAAUCGGCUGGACUUCAAUACGGAUCUGCCCUCCGCCUAACCCACUAACCAGACCUCUCUCUUCCUUCUACGGUCCCUCUUUUGUUUUCUUGUUCCCAUAAAACAUAUUGUUGCAAUCAUGUCGAAAAAAGACAUGAGCAUUCAUGAGAAGCGACUAGCUUCCUUCACACGUAAGCGGCGCGCAUCAUCCGCUGCUGGAAAUAAAAAUACCGGCAGCGGGAAGUGGCCGCAUGAGCAACCUUCCGCCCAAAAGGUGUGUAUAUAUACAUACGUCUCUUCUCAAUUCUUCCGAAUUCCGGAGUCGGGGCUGACAUUUGUUUCGAACAGCUGGCCGACGCCGGCUUCUACUUCAAUCCUUCCGAUGCACACCUCGACAACGUCACCUGCUACCUUUGCGAUAAAGACCUUGAUGGCUGGGAGAAGGAGGAUGAUCCGAUAUCCGAGCACUUUAAGCAUUGUCCUGAUUGCGGGUGGGCCCAGGUUGCGUAUGCUUUGGCAUUUAGGGAUGAUCACAAGGCAUUAUCGGAUCCUCGCGGGGCAAUGAUGACUGAAGCGCGGGUUAUGACCUUUGGGAGGAAAUGGUGGCCGCAUGAGGAGAAGCGGGGGUGGUUGCCAAAGGUUGAAACUGUGAGUUUUGGCUUUGUCCGCUUUUCCGGCUGGUUGGUUCUGACUUGGGCUGGCCUUAGAUGGCGGGAGCGGGAUGGCAUUACGCUCCGGCUAAGGAUUCGAAAGAUAAUGCUAGUUGUGCGUAUUGUGAAUUGACCCUUGAUGGAUGGGAGAUGAAUGAUGAUCCUUUGUAUGUUGCUUUUAUCAUUGCCUAUUACAGCGCUAACGGAAGUGGUUUAGGGAGGAACAUCGUAGGCGUUCUCAAGAUUGUCUGUUCUUUACAUGGAAGCCUGCACCAAAACGAGCCACUAAACGAGCGUCGAGGGCGUCGAUUCAGUCGCUUGCUAGUUCAAUCGGCGACGGGGAAGACGAGCCAGUCAGGAAAACGGCACGCGGCAGGAAAGCAAAGAAGGUGCCUGCCGUGGUUCGGGAGCUCUCUGUCGGCCCAGAGCCGAUUGUUAUUGAUGAGCCGGUCAAGGCCCCCAGAGGGAGGAAGAGAGCGAGCAGUAUUGUUCAGAACCCAGAGCCCGUCAUCUUGUGGGACGGUUCAAAGGAUACGGAUGAAGACAACGCUCAACCCCCACCGGCUAAGCGUCGGACAACUAGGGCCAGUCUUGCCAAACAGUCGAGCAUUAAUCCAAAUGCAGAUGCCAAGAUGGCUGACAGCGAUAACGAGUCCGUAACAACAGGCCCGGCCAGAGGGCGCCCUAAGAAGGGCGUCAGGAGUGCCUCGAAGGCCAGAAGGUCGGUGGUCAAGAAGAAUUCGAAAACCUUUGUCCCUGACGAUGACGAAAUCGACCGUGCCUUGGCCCUCGAUUUUGAGAGGCCGCUCACUGACGAAGAGGAUGCGACUUUUAAGAAGCCAUUCGUUCGUACUACCAAACGCUUGACGAGGAGCAGAACUAGUAUUGCUGUCGAGGAAAGCAUGCGGAAUGCGCCCGAAGGCAUCUUGAUACCAACAGCGAAAAGAGGUGAUAGGGUAUCCCGUACUCCACUUGAUACGGCUACUCCCGGGUCUAUUCGCCGGUCGCCUACCAAGGCCUUAUUCAAGGACAGCAAUCAGGAUUUCUCGAUGCCAAUUGUAAUUCCGAAGCAUUUGGCCCAAAUCGAUGCUGAUGAAGGGCCCCGCAGUCCACGAGGGAUCGGACGAUACGAAGACAAGGCUGAAAGCGCCCAUGCAGAGGUUGUCCCUGCUAAUGAACCAGAACCUAAGAGGCACGCUGCUAGGAGAGUAGCAAGAGGGAAGAAGGCUGCUCCUCAGGAGGCUGAGGCUCCAAAACCGAGGAGAGGUAGAGUAGUCGCGAAAGGGCAGAAACCACCUAGCCGGAGCACUUCGAUUGAUAGUCAGCCAUCACUUCCUACCCAGAUUGAAUCAGAGAAACCUGCGGCAGAGGAACUUCCUCCACCACCUAGUGGAAUCGAGGAUUCCUCAGAGGUGCCACUUAAAGCUAAACGUGUCCGGAAAAUCAAAGGCCGGGCUAGUGUACUAUCGACAACAUCUAUGAACUCAAUUGCCUCCGAUAAUACCGGUGGGCAGAUGACGUCCUCCAUAAGGUCAAUUAUCUCGGAUACCACCGCUGCACCCAACAUGACUUCUUCCAUGAGAUCGAUUGUUUCCGGCACCUCUGGCAUGAACAAUAUGACCUCAUCUAUGAGGUCAAUGGCUUCAGAGAGCGAACAGAUGGCAACAUCUAUCGACGAAUCUAUAAUCAUUCAUGAUUCAGCAAUUAGCCCUGGAGCAGAGGCUCGGGCAGUACUUUCGGAUGCAGGGAGCGUUAUCAAGUAUAAGAUCAACCCGAGAGACCGACAGCCUGGGGACGAGAUUGCCCCACCUCCCAAGAUAAAGCGUGGCAAGAAGACUACUGUACCGCCGAAGAAGCGUCCUACCAGAAGCAGCCUCCUUUCCGCAGCUACAGAUAAAACUACGGGCAGUGUUGGUAAUUCUGCAGACGAGAGCGAUGCUUCUCGAGCGUCUGCCAGCGGUGCAGGGAGGAAGUCCAAGAAGGGCAGCAAGAGACUUGGGAAGAAGACCACUCAGAGUAGAAACAUUGAAGAUAUCCUUAAGAAGGGUAGCGAAAGUUUCUUUGCAUCGUCACAAUCCGAGGAAAUAACUUCUUCCAUCAAUGAGGGUUCUAAAAAGGCACGCCCUGUUAAGAGGCUUAUGAAAGCAAUUGAGAUUGAGCCUCGCAACUUGGCAAAACCCCAAGACCCCGGCCAAACAGAGGAAGACGAACCAAAAUCCAUGUCCAGGGGAAGCAGGCCUAUAGCCACCGGCAGAUCCGUAAGUUUCUCCGACCGCGCUCCAGACCCAGAUCUCUACCCCGGCUCGGACACAGAGCUCGACGAAGUCAUCCCCCCUUCAGCACCACCGCCACCCACCGCAGCCCCCACAUCACCUCCCCGCCCCAACCGCCGCCCACCUGCAAUCCCCCACUCCCCGGCUCGCAUGCCCCAAUCACCAGCACGCAUCCCACUCUCUCCUGUAAGGACACAAAUUACCGUCCCACUAACUUCAACUCCAAAAACUAAACCAUCCGGCAAGCUCGCCACCGUGCGUCCUUGGACUGCAGUGGACCUAGACACCGUCUUUCACGCGUCGGAAAUGGAAGUCGAUGACAACACGGGUCUCACGGAGAAGGAGAAGGAGAUGACGGUGGGGGAUUGGGUGAAGUGGAAUGCGGUCCAGGGUGAAGAAAGGUUAUGUCGCGAGGCGGAGAGGUUGAUUGAGAUUUUCGAGAGGGAGGGGAGGAGGGCUAUUGAUGCUGUGGAGGGGAUUGAGACUGUC